Malassezia pachydermatis is the source of this 2211-nucleotide messenger RNA. RefSeq lists its product as hypothetical. NCBI's taxonomy places the organism in Eukaryota, Fungi, Basidiomycota, Malasseziomycetes, Malasseziales, Malasseziaceae. The record is from RefSeq and is a predicted model, not a curated record. The transcript has 2 exons. Bases 1 to 2211 code for a protein of 736 amino acids.
AUGCAGGCUGGCGCGGUGUAUACACCACGCCCACGGAACGUUGGGAUCUUGCGGUCGCCACAUACGCCCGGCACGGGAAGUAGUGUACGAUUCGGAAUGCGGACGUACGAAGAUGGCGAGGAAAGUCUGUUGACGGCCUCGGUAAGCAGUGCCGCAGAACACAGCGAUUCCCAGGAUGUAUCCUUGGGAUUAUCGAGUGAUUCCAUGGAUAUGAGUUUCCCAGAGAGUUUCCUACGUCGAGAAGUCGAUGAAGCACUAGCUGGCCUGGAUGACAGUCCUAGUGUACCCUCUGCACCGUACACGCCAGCACGGACGUUGGACCAGGAGAUGGGAGCGCCGUCAACGCUCCGUCCCUCUAAGAAUGCCUCUGUGCUGGACGACGAGAGUACGAGUCCCCCUGACUCGCCGCCGGCGCAUGUAGGAGCGUGGCACACGAGCCCGGAUCCAGCGUCGACGUCGCCUUUGCUCUCUUCGCCGACCAUCCGCGCAGCAGAUCGACGUCCUCCGCCCCCUUCGACGCCAUCGGAUACGUCGGUGUCCAGCCCUGUACCCUCGUCGUCGUCGUCGUCACCGCCACCGCCACCGCCACCGCCGUCCUAUCCAGAGGAGCCAAACGAGGCAGAGGCACCCGACGCAGAGCCGCCUACUGCAUCGCCAGAGAUACCACACGAAGAGGAGACUUCGCAGGCAAGUAUGCCAGCCAUGGAGAAUGCGCCUGGCCCCAGCACACCUGUCUCUCAAGUGACCCGUCCUCGCGCAACGCCGAGCCGCACAGACUCGAGCUUUGCAUCCAGCGGUACGACGUGGGCCACACCGCAAAGCCAUGCAGGCUCGCAAGCCACAACACGCAGCCCGAAAAGCCCGAGUCAUUGGCCGGGAAUGUACGAGUACAGCUACAUGACCGACAAGGAUGAGCUAGACGACAAAGAUACCGGUACCUUGGUCCCCUUUGCCAUGGAAGAACUGUCGUCCAAGCUUCUGUCCACGUCGACGCUGGGCGAUGUGGAUGCUACUGAGCUUAUGGAUAUGAUUGCAGCCUUGGAUCGCACCCAUACAGAACGGACCAUCUUUUUGCAGCACAGACUUGCGCGAUCACAUCGGCUCACGCAAGUGUUACGGGAUGCUCUGCAGCAGGCGCAGGACAAGAUUCAUGUGUUUGAAGAGCAUUUGCAGACGUUUUUGAAGCGCAAGGCUCAGUUGGAGAUGGAGCAGUCGGAUACUAUGCAUGCCGAGCUGCGCACAUUAACCGAGCAGUUGGAAGCGCGUCUAGCUACGCUGCACGGCCCGCUGCUCAUUGAGCCGGCGCAGACGUCAAGUACGGCUGCGUUGGCCCAUGUUCGCGCAGCGCUGGACGCUGAGCGCGAGACGCUGGAGCGGGAGAAGCAGCAGCUGGCGAUAGAGCGGCGUGACUUGGAAGUACGUCUUGCGACGCCAGUAUCCACGUCGCUGGACGUGGAUAUCCAAUCGAUCCGGGAGGCGUGUCAGCAAGAUGCAGAAGUGCGUGUGCUCAUGGCUCGGCAGGAAGCCGCGGAAGAAAUUCGCGCCUUGCAAGUGCAGUUGGCCGAAGCGCAGACGGCACCCAGUGAAGGCGAGGCAUGGCAGGCACGAUGUAAGGACUUGGAAACGCAAUUGGAAGCCGUGCGUGGCACGCUUGAAAAGACCACUGUGUCCGACGAUGCAUGGAUGAGGGAGCGGCAGGCCUUGGUCGAGGCACGAACGCGCGCUGAGGUGCAGUUGGAUACAUGCCGAUUGGAAUGGGAAACCAAACUCGAAGAGGCGACGCAACACUAUGAAACCCUGCACGACGAGUACACCCAGCAGCAGCGUGCAUGGCAGGCACAGCAAGACGAGAGGGAAGCUACGUGGAAAGCCGAACGGCAUACGCUGCAGCAACGCAUAUGGUCGUUAGAACGUGAUGUCGCGGCACGUGAGAUGGAGUUGCAGCAUACGCAGGCGCAGCGUGAUACGUUAGAGAAAGAGACGCAACACUUCUCCUUGGCUCUCGCAGCGAAAGAUCAGGAGCUCAGUAUGCUCAAGCGCGGCACGCAAGGUUCGGCGUACUGGCAGCUAAUUACACACCGCCCAGAGCGGCGCGCAUUGGACUCCCUGACCAACCGCCCGCCACGGUCCACCCAAGACACGGUCGAGCGUGCAAAGCAGGUGCGCCGCGCCGUCGCUACGCGGCGCGUCUCCACGGCCGCCGCGGAGUGA